AUGGUUGUCGGCAACGAUGAGUACUCCAUCUGGCGAACGGCACCCGAUGCCAGCCGACUAUGCUAUCAGCACUUCCUGUGGCGGGAGGUUUACAAGAGCAACAUACACCCCUCCAUCGAUCUGAGUGACAGGUCGGAUCUACGUAUAGCCGAGCUUGCCGCCGGCCAUUGUCUUUGGGCCAUGCAGGUUGCCGAAGAAUAUCCUCAUGCUCAAGUCGAGGCAUCAGACAUCAGCUUGGGCUUAGCCCCUCCAAAGCCGGAUCUUCCUCCGAACCUAUCUGUGAGCAAGUUCAGCUUCUUCGACGCGGUGCCUGAGAAAUGGAAAGGAGCAUUUGAUCUCGUCCAUGUCAGACUUGUUAUUCAGCCAUUUGGAGGAUAUCAGGAUCCGAGAGCCGUCCUGCAGAAAUUUGUGUCGAUGCUGAAACCAGGAGGCUAUCUCCAAUGGGACGAGUAUGAUUACUUCGACGCAGACAAGAACAAUGUCUACUCCGCCAACGAUCCCAUUCGCAUCCCUAACCCGGAGGUUACGCACAACUCCUCGACCAAAAUCUGGAAAAUCAUGAUGGAUACUUUCCAAUGGCCGACGGAGCACUUUGAUCGCUUAUCAGAAUACUACGCCGAAGCAGGUUUGGAGAAUGUAGUGGCUCACAGGAAGCGACCACCCCCUUCUAUUUUCCGGGGAUUCUUCGAACAUUGGUAUGCGUUGGUUGCGCAGUUGCUUCCUGUGCUGGAAGCAAGGGAUAUGGAAGCAGGACAGGAGGCACGACAGCUAUUGACGCAGAUGAAGAAAGACGCGAUGAUCGAUGGCGUGUACAGCGCACAUAUCACCAAGUUCGUGGUCGGGAGGAAGCCUGUAACCAGUUGAGGAGACAAUGAAAGGAUGCUGGAGGUUUUCCGGUUUCAAUCAAUGCGAAUGAUCAAAGCCAGCGACUUCACGCGAUUGCACUCUACAUACUCGAU
Messenger RNA from Cladophialophora immunda, 959 nucleotides. RefSeq lists its product as uncharacterized. Lineage: Eukaryota; Fungi; Ascomycota; Eurotiomycetes; Chaetothyriales; Herpotrichiellaceae. The transcript is spliced from 2 exons. The record is from RefSeq and is a predicted model, not a curated record. Bases 1 to 864 code for a protein of 287 amino acids.